Messenger RNA from Anastrepha obliqua, 1123 nucleotides. It is a transcript of the gene Sec20, whose product is annotated as vesicle transport protein SEC20. Gene Ontology annotation, molecular function: SNAP receptor activity. Gene Ontology annotation, biological process: retrograde vesicle-mediated transport, Golgi to endoplasmic reticulum. Gene Ontology annotation, cellular component: endoplasmic reticulum; SNARE complex. NCBI's taxonomy places the organism in Eukaryota, Metazoa, Arthropoda, Insecta, Diptera, Tephritidae. The coding region runs from base 110 to 796 and encodes 228 amino acids. The record is from RefSeq and is a predicted model, not a curated record. The transcript is spliced from 2 exons.
AAGAAGAAGAAGCACCACAAAAAUUCGUGCAAUUGUUUUCGUAACCUACGUAAAUUAUUAGUAUCUUAGAUAGCGCUUUAGUUUAACAAUUACUAACACUUCUGCGAAAAUGGAUAUGCAAAAGUAUACUUUGCAAUCGAUACGCCAAGAUUUGAUUGAUAACAAUUUACAAGUCAAAGCAAUAAUUCAGGAUAUAUUAACAUAUCGUGGUAAUAUCCAUGAAUUGGAGGCACUAAAUGAAGCUGGACGUGCCAAAUUGGCCGCACUACGCAAAAGUAUUCAACAUCUCGACGAUUGGGCACGCGACACAGGCGAUGCUGAGCUGUCCAAAGAGGUGGACUCCCAUAGAGAUCAAUUUUCAAAGACUCUACAAGCCUUUCGCAAAGCCAAUAUUUCCACUCGCAUCGAAAUUGAAAAGGCUAAUCGUGAGGAGCUAAUGGCCAUAACAGGUGAAACUGAUUUGCGACAAAGGUCGUCUGCCGCAGUAUCAAGUCACAAUCGCGGUAGUUUAGUGUCACAAGAGAACAAUGUGACUGAGAAGAUGUUAGCCAUAUCACGGCACUUGUCGGAAACAACACAAAAGAGUGCUGUUACACUGGAAACUUUGGUGGCGUCAUCGCAAAACGUAGAAUCUACGCGUGAUGAACUACACAACACGGCCGGUUCGAUUUCGCAGUCAGGGAAGUUACUGAAAAAGUAUGGACGACGGGAGUGUACAGAUAAAAUGUUGCUCUUCUUUGCAUUUGCGUUUUUCCUGGCUUGUGUGUUUUACAUUGUUCAAAAACGACUGUUCUAGAUGACGUCAUGCUCUAAUAACCUUUGUGGAAGGCAGGAGAUGGUUCGGACGGGUGUAUGUAAAGUGUUUGUUUAGGGAAUUUCCAUUUAAGGCAAUGUACAGCAAAAUAUAGGUUCGUAGUUUAAUGGGGAGAAGCUUUUCUAAAUGGGUGAGAAUUUAAGCCAAACCGUAGUGUUAUUUAAUAUAUAUAUAUGUAUGCGUAUAUAAUUUAUUUUUUAUAUUUUAUGAAAUUACUUAGCAAAUUUUCCAUGCUAUUGUUCGCAUUUAAGCUUGAUUUAGGUAAUUCAAAUAGUUAUAAUAGUAAUAAAAAUAUAACUUACGGGUGGU